Phytophthora nicotianae INRA-310 is the source of this 420-nucleotide messenger RNA. RefSeq lists its product as hypothetical. Bases 1 to 420 code for a protein of 139 amino acids. Lineage: Eukaryota; Oomycota; Peronosporomycetes; Peronosporales; Peronosporaceae. The transcript has a single exon. The record is from RefSeq and is a predicted model, not a curated record.
AUGGAUACGCGCUUGACCACGACUGAUGCGUUCGAGCUUCCAGAGACGUUUGCGUUGACGCAGCGACCGGUUGGGUCCGUGUGGGGGCUGACUUCUGCUACUACGGGGCCAUCAUCGAGCACCGGGGUCGUUCCGACUAUCUCUGCACCUGCGCCUUCAUGUGAUCCGUCUAUCACGGCAUUGCUGACGCAUCUGCUUGACAAACAACGUGCGGAUUCCGAAUCCUUAUUGCGCCAGUUCGCCGAUUUGACAGCAUUAGUUCAUUCCCAGCCCUCGGUGCCCCCUCAGGCCAGACCUGAUGCUACUCGGGCUGUCCUGGUUCUCCAGCAAGACCGACGCCCUCUAACCCAGGGCCAUCGUAAUUCCGAGCGCGCCCGGGAUGCAUUGAAUACCAGAAUUCAUUUUAAUUCCAAGAAAUGA